Messenger RNA from Paramecium pentaurelia, 4371 nucleotides. NCBI's taxonomy places the organism in Eukaryota, Ciliophora, Oligohymenophorea, Peniculida, Parameciidae. The record is from the annotation of a GenBank genome assembly.
AUGAAAUGUGAUGAAUAUUCUAAUUGUUCAGAAUGUGUAGAUAAGUUAUUUAUAGGAACAUAAUGUAAUUAAAAUUGUUUGUCUAUAAAUUGUGAAGCAUGUGAUUUAAAUGGAAUAUGUAUAAGAUGUAUACCAAAUUUUUAAAUCAAUUUAAAUGGUGAUUGUAUAUGUGUAUUAGGAGAAUAUUAUCUUGAUUCAUCAAAUACUAUAUGUAUAUGUAUUUAAAAUAUUAUAAUACAUUAGAAUGUUCUGAGUAGAUAGAUAAAUGUUAAUAAUGUGAUAUUACAGGUUGUUUAAAUUGUGAAAAUGGUUAUUUCCUUGUUAAUGGUUUAUGUAAUUAAUGUAUGAAUAAUUGUAUUUCUUGUUAAAUCUUAUCUAUGUGUGAUAUUUGUAAGGAUGGUUAUUUUGGUUCAUAAUGUGAUUAAUGUCAUGGAACUUGUAAGAAUUGUUCUGGUUCAUUAAUCAAUGAAUGUAUAGAAUGUAAAGAUAAUGCAAUUUAAAACAAUUUCUAAAUAUCAUUAGAUAGUAAAUCAAUAUUUUAAUGUGAAUGUGACUAAUAGUUUUAUUUUGAUUCUAAUUUUAAUUGUUAACUUUGUGAUACUAAAUGUAAUAAUUGUGAUGGAGGAUCAAAUUUUGAUUGUUUAGAUUGUUUUUUAAGUUAAAAUAGAAUAAACCAAUCUAAAAAUUGUAUUUGUGAUAUAGCAAAUAAUUAUGUAGAUUUAGGUGAUGAUAAUUGCUAUCUAAUAAAUUGUGGUUAUGGUUGUUCUGAUUGUCAAUUUAAUGGAAUUAUUUAUUUAUGUUAAACUUGUCAUAGUAAUAAUAAUUAAACAAAUAGAAUUAAUGACCCUUAAUUAGAGUGUCCUUGUCAAUAAGGUUAUUAUGAAUUAUCUUAAAAGAAUUGUUUAUGUAUUAAUAUCAUUUAUGUAGAAUGUCCAUCUUAAUGUAGUACUUGUAUUUCAGAUGUAUUCAAUAUACCAUAUUGUACAACUUGUUCAGAUAAUAGAGAUAUUAAUGAUAAUUGUAACUGUCUAAUUGGAUAUUAUAUAAGUGGAUAAACUUGUCUUAAAUGUCCAGAAACUUGUUUAUAUUGUUUAUCUGCUGAUAGAUGUGUUCAGUGUUAAUCAAAUUUUGUACUUCAUGAUGGAAAAUGUAUUUGUCCACUCAAGAAUUUUGCAUAUAGAUCUGUUUGUUAAUGUUAUUAAGGGUAUUAUAUGCACUUAGAAACUGAUAAAUGUUUACGUACUUUAAUAAUAUAUAUUCAAUAGCAUGUCAUUAUAAAUGUAAAUAAUGUGAAUUUACAUCUACAAAUUGUAUCUUAUGUAUUGAUAAUUAUUAUAAACCACCUGAUUGUAAAUGUGCUUCUGGUUUUUAUGAAUUGGAUACUAAAUGUAUUCCAUGUACAAAUAAUUGUCAUCUUUGUAAAUCUGAUAUAGAAUGUUUAGAUUGUUCUAAUCAAAUGAAUUUAAUUAAUAAUUAAUGCAUAUGUUAAACAGGAUAUUUUAAUUAUUAUGGAUAUUCAGAUUGUAAUUAAUGUUCAUUAUAGUGUUUGGAAUGUAAAUAUCAUUAAGAUAAUUGUGUACUAUGCAAAUAUAAUAGAGUAUUACCUUAAUUAUGCAUAUGUCCAGAAGGAACAUAUGAAAUUGACUUAAUUUCUCCAUGUUUGAAUUGCAAUUCUAUAUGUUUCACUUGUGAACAUGAUUCAAUUAAUUGUUUAAAGUGUUCAUUAAAUAGAAUAGAUCCUCCUCUUUGUAAAUGCAAUAUAGGUUAUUUUGAAGAUGAAGAUUUAUUAUGCUAAUAAUGUAAUUCAAGAUGUAGAUUAUGUGAAAAUUCAUCAGAAAAUUGUUUAACAUGUAAACUAUAUUCUACAAUACCACCUAAUUGUGAUUGUUUAGAUGGAUAUUAUUAUGAUAUUUCUAAUGGAUGUAUUAAAUGUCAUAAAACAUGUUUAACUUGUAAUGGAUCUGAAGAAUAUCAUUGUUUAACUUGUGAUAAUGAUAAGUUUUUAUAAUUAUAAAACAAUAAAUGUGAGUGUUAAUCAAAUUACUAUUAUUAAGAUGAUAAUUGUUUAAUCUGUUCUAUUGAUAUAGAAAUCUGUUAACCUAAAAUAUGUGGAAAUGGAAUUAAAUAAAGGUUUGAAGAAUGUGACGAUGGAAAUACAGAUAAUAGAGAUGGAUGUUCAAAAGAUUGUAAAUUAGAAUAGAAUCAUUAUUGUUAAUUAAUUCCAAAUUUACAAAUUCAUAAUUCUAUUUUCAUUUCUAUAUGUACUAAAUGUACAUAAUAAUGCAAAGUGUGUAAUUCUAGUAGAUGUCUUCAAUGUCACACUGGUUAUUAUAUGACUUAAUCAUUUGAAUGCAGUCAAUGCGAGUAAUAUUCUAUUUCUAUUCUUAUAGUAAACAUUGCAAAGAAUGUUCAGGACCAUUUUAGAAAGAUUGUCUAUCUUGUAUUAAAGGUAUUGAUUAUGGUUUUCCAUAAAAAUGUGCUUUUUGUGAAGAAACAAUAGGUUUGUAUACAAAUGGACUUCAAUGUGCUUCUUUAUGUGGAGAUGGAAUUAGAAAGAGUGAUGAGAAAUGUGAUGAUGGUAACACUCUCAAUUAUGAUGGAUGUUCUAAUAUAUGUUAAAUUGAAUAAGAAUGGGGUUGUCAAUAAUAAAUUAAUACUUUAAGUGUUUGUUAGAAAUUAAAUUUAUCUAUUGCUACUUUAGAAUUUAAAAGAGUUAAAGAUUUUUAUUAGUCAUCUAGAUUUGGAUUAAUUUAAUUUAGUAAACCUAUGAUCUUAUUUAAUUCAUCUAUAAUCUAAUUAUGGAAAUAAUAAAUUGUUAAUUAUAUUGAUCAUAUAGAUUUUGACAUUAAUUCAACUACUCAUUAUAAUUAAGAUGGUCAUUUAGAAUCUAUUUCAAUUGAAAUAAUCUUGCAUAAAAGUAUUGAUUUUAUAUAAUAUCAAAUUAACUUUUCAAAUUAUAUCAUCUAUGAUGCAAUUGAUUAAUAUUCUCUAAAAUCAACAAUUUUAUAAGCUGAUUUAUUGAAAUAUAAAUAAUUAAGCACACAAACCUUAAGUACAACUAAAGCAUCAAAGUAAUUUGGAUCUACUGUAUUAUUUAUCUUAGGUGGUAUUGCUGUUAUAGGAUUAUUGAUGGGAAGUUUGGAAUUUUAUUGGAAUGUAUUAGAUAAUCUAUAAAUUCUAUCAUAUAUCACUUAUAUUAAUGUUAACUUUCCUUAUAUGCAUAAUUAAUUUUUGGAUAUAUUUAAAUUUGCAAGAUUUGAAUUUACAAAUGACUUUUUCAAAUUUGAUAUCAUAAAUAAUUUAGAUUAUCAAUAAAAUAAGGAUUAUCCUUUAAUUGUAGAAAGAGAAGUUGAAUAUAACUUAGUCAUUAAUUUAAGUUCUAUCUUAGUUUUAUGGUUUACACCUUUAAUUUUAUUAUUCAUUUCUAAAUUUAAUCUAUUUAUUAUUCACAGAUUGUUAAUUAAAAAAUUUCAAAAUAUUAAUAGAAAACAAAAAGUUAACAGUCUUAAAUUUUUGGGUUACAAAGUAAUAUCAUUCAUUUAAUUUAUAAGUUUGAAGUAUUGCUCAAGUUUUUACUAUACUAUAAUAUUAAGAAUCUAUUUAUCAAGUUUAUAUGAUUUGAAUUUUUCCAUAUUCACUUCAGCAUAUUGUUGGUUAUGGAAUUAAAAUCCAAACCUUAUAGAUUAAAUUUCAUUUAUUAUUGCUAUGACAUUACUCCUAUUUUAAUUUACUAUUCUAUUUAUACUUUCAACUUCUCUAAAGGCAUUCUCCUAUUAAAUCAGUUCAAAGAAUUAUUUAUAAAAUUUUGGAUCUUUAUAUGAAGGCAUAAAAUCAAAUAAAUAAAUCAAUCGUUAAAUUUAAUUUCUCUAACCCUUAAGAAAAAUUAUGUUUAUGGGUGCUUUAUUAUUAUUUUUUGAUACUGCAAUAUAUCAGAUCUCACUUUUAAUAUCUAUAUAAAUUUUAUCAUCACUUAUUUUAAUCUCUCUUAAUCCUUAUAUGAAUAUUUUAGAAACUAUUAAAGGUGUUACUUAAGAAGUUGGAUUAAGUCUUUCAUUAUCUUUAAUCUUAUUUUAUUAUGCACAAGAUUAAUUUAAAAUAACAGACUAAGAUACUAUAGAAAAACUAUCUUAUAUUCAUGUUGGAAUCUAUACCAUUAUGUUAUCAACAAGUCUUAUUAUUGAUUUAUAUUAAUAAUUUAAGACUAUUACCAAUAAAUAUAAAUAUUUAAAGUAGAUUAGUUAAAUGUGUCAAAAAAAGAAAUUAAAUUAAACUCAAGAAUCAAAUAGAGAUUUAUUUAUAGAUUUAAGUUAGUAAAAUUAAAUUAGAUUAAGUAAUAAUUAAAUUUGCUUCACUAACUUAAGGAUAUAGUGA